This is a messenger RNA of Phascolarctos cinereus (koala), 4151 nucleotides long. RefSeq names its product RecQ like helicase 4 (gene RECQL4). The record is from RefSeq and is a predicted model, not a curated record. NCBI's taxonomy places the organism in Eukaryota, Metazoa, Chordata, Mammalia, Diprotodontia, Phascolarctidae. Gene Ontology annotation, biological process: DNA replication; telomere maintenance; double-strand break repair via homologous recombination. Gene Ontology annotation, molecular function: nucleic acid binding; zinc ion binding; four-way junction helicase activity. Gene Ontology annotation, cellular component: nucleus; chromosome; cytoplasm.
GCCCCUUCGCCUAGAGCGGGAGAUUUACUAGGCUAGUCGGGGGAGAGUUCCCGCGUUGCUGCGGCUGUGCGACCAGCGUGAGGUCCUUCCCUUCUAGGCUAGCCAUGGAGCGGUGCCAGACGGUGAGGGCCCUUCUGAAGGCCUGGGAGAUGGCAUUCCUUCAAGAACACAAAAGGAAACCCAACAAGAAUGAUGUGGAGUCAGCACCAGAGGAAAUGAAAGAACUCUACCGAGAAUACCGAGCCCUAAGGAGAGGCCAGGAGUCAGCAGGCCUUCCACAGCCCACCAACUCAGGCCAGAAGGGUGCACCUGCAGAACAGGCACCAGGGGUGGACAGCUGGGGUGCACAUCUCAACAGGAAUGUGACGAAGCCACCACUGCCCACCCAGAGAGCCACCCUCCAGCAACCUUUGCAGUGCUAUGGGAGGACGCUCAAGUCUAACCUGAAAGCCACCUUGCAGGCAGGACCAUCCUCAGGCCGGAUACCUCGGCUUCCACGCGGACAGCAGCCAAAGAAGUGCCCCUCGCCCAAGUCUCAUUUGUCAGUUCCCUCUGCCCCAACAGAAGUCAUACCUAGUCCCUGUGAGGGAGACACUGCCAUGCUCAAGCCCUCCAUACCUCCCUGGGGCUGUGGACCAAGGCCCAUUCCCCAGCCUGGAAAAAUGAAGCAAUUACAACACACCCUGGGCCAGAGGCUGAGCUCCCUGGAUCCUGGCUGGUUGCAAAGGUGCCAGGUUGAGGCGAGAGACAAGCUAGGAAAGAUAGAACACUCCAGCUUGCCUUCCAGUCCUCUGAGCCCACCAGCGGAGACCCAAAACCCCUGGCCAGAACAGGAAAACAACAUAGAGUCCCAGCACCCUGCUGAGACCGACCCGAAAUCAGUCCCUAAGGGUGACAGUUUCAGUGAUUCUCCUCUGUCUGAGAUGCCAGAAACAAGGCUACUCUGUGACAACCUCCCUGGGAAAGAAAAGGCUCCUUCUUUGAGUAAGGUCAGGACAUUGCAAAGAAAUCCCUCUCGGAAGAGACAAAGGGAUGGGAGCCGAGAUAGAACCUCAAAGCAUCGGAAAACUGGCACUGAGAAGACGAAGCCCAGGGCUGAGCCUGUACCCAAGUCUGAUGGGGAGCACAGCAAGGAGUCUGGAAGAGUGGUGGCUCUGGAGGCCCCUGAGGAAGACCUUCUGGGAGAAAUGGUUGUGGAGAAGAUGGCCAAAACUGUCAUCGGGGCCAGAGCCCCCAGGACAUUCUCCAAGGCCAACGGUAACUUUGUACGUCUCAACUUAAAGAAGAAAUGUUAUGUUAGGGGCUUUGGUCUGCGGGGUAACCUCCUCCGUAAGCAGAUGUGGAAGAAGAAGUGGCAGAUGAAAGGCGAGCAGUUUGGGGGCGGCUGGCCCAGAGAUCGGGGGAAAGACUCCUGCUUCAGGUGUGGGGGUGCUGGGCACUGGGCUUCACAGUGCCCUGGAAGAGCUCUCACCUCUCACCAGCCUCCCAAGGAGGGGGACAGUAAGGCCGCUGAAAAGCAGGAGGAGAAUGAGGAAGAGCUUCCCCUUCCCACACUGGAGGAGGUGGCACAGAGAGUCAGUACUACCUCCUGCAAGGUCCCUGGGAGUGAUGAGUGGAGCAAGCAGUCUCAGCCUGAACAGCUGGUACCUCCAAGGUGGCCAGUGUACGAACCUCCCAUUCUUCCCCCUGCUGUGGAGCCACUGUAUGGCUUGGGGCCCUCCGGGCAAGUGGCAGAGACCCCAUCAGAGGUGUUCAAGACUCUGACCCAGUUUGGUCACCGCGCCUUCCGCCCUGGCCAAGAGGCUGCCAUCAUGCGGAUUCUCUCUGGCCUGUCCACCCUGGUAGUGCUGCCCACUGGCAUGGGGAAGUCCCUGUGCUAUCAGCUCCCAGCCUUCCUCUAUGCCCAACACAGCUGCUGCAUUACACUGGUUGUGUCGCCCCUCGUGUCGCUCAUGGAUGAUCAGGUAUCAGGACUCCCCAGGGGGCUGAAAGCUGUCUGUGUGCACUCCAACAUGACCAGGAAGCAAAGGGAGACAGCCAUGGAGAAGGUGAUGACUGGCAAAGUGCAGGUGCUGCUGUUGUCCCCGGAGGCAGUGGUUGGGGCUGGGGCCGGAGGCUUCAGCUGCCUCCCACCUGCAGAGCUGCCCCCCGUGGCCUUUGCCUGCAUUGAUGAGGCUCACUGCCUCUCCCAGUGGUCCCACAAUUUCCGGCCCUGCUAUCUCCGGCUUUGUAAGGUGUUGCGAGAGCGUUUGGGUGUGCAUUGUUUCCUGGGCCUCACAGCCACUGCCACCCGCACCACUGCCAAGGAUGUGGGCCAGCACCUGGGAAUCCCAGAGGAAGCCAUCUUUGGGACACACUUGGCCACCAUCCCCCCGAAUCUACACCUCUCAGUCUCCCUGGAUAGAGACAAGGACCAGGCCCUUGUGACCCUGCUACAGGGAGAACGGUUUAGAGCUCUAGGCUCCAUCAUUGUAUACUGCAACCGCAGAGAAGAGACAGCACGUGUAGCUGCACUGAUCCGGACUUGUCUCCAGGAGUCUCAGAACCUAGAAAGUCCUGAGGAUUCCUCAGGAUCCAGAGGGCGGCUGCCAGAGGCUGUGGCAGAGGCAUAUCACGCAGGCCUGUCAGCGUCGGAGCGUCGGAGGAUACAGCGGGCAUUCAUGCAGGGCCGGCUGCGGGUGGUGGUAGCCACAGUGGCAUUUGGGAUGGGGCUGGACCGGCCAGAUGUACGAGCUGUGCUGCACCAUGGGCUCCCUGGAAGCAUUGAGAGCUACGUGCAGGAGAUUGGGCGGGCUGGGCGGGAUGGGCUGCCUGCCCACUGCCACCUCUUCCUGCAGCCCCAGGGAGAAGACCUUCGAGAACUGCGCAGGCACAUCUAUGCUGACACUGUAGACUACCUGACCCUCAAGAAACUGGUGCACAGGGUGUUUGCCCCAUGCAUCUGUUCAAAGCUUCUCCAAAAGCUGCAAGUGCUGGUGGAUGCUGAGGUGAGCAGUGGGGAGAUGCUGGAGGCCCCGGAAAAGAGCUCUACUCACUACAGGCAAGAGAUGCAGGAAGUGCCCAACUCAGGACGAGAGGGAAUGCAGAAUGCUGGUCCCCAGGAAGAAAGUGAGGUUCCUGCCAAUGUGCAGAGAGCCUGCCCAGGCCAUGAGCGUGCCCUCUCUGUUCAGCAAAUGGUGGAGGCUCUGGACAUGCGUGAAGAGGCCAUUGAGACGCUGCUCUGCUAUCUGGAGCUGCACCCUAGAAAUUGGCUGAAGCUGCUGGCCCCGACCUUUGCCACUUGCCAUUUGAAAUGCUACGGUGGGCCCCCGCAGCUCCAGGCCUUGGCCAAGAGGUGCCCCCCAGUGGCUGUGGGCCUUGCUCAACAGCAGGCAGCUGCCAAAGGCAGGAGCUCCCUAGACUUCAACGUGGUGGAGCUGGCUGACUCCAUGGGCUGCAAAGCAGCCCUUGUGCGGCAGACACUAAACCAGCUGCAAUGGGAGGCGGCUCCUGGAAAGGGAGCUCCUCGUCGUACAGGGGUCCUGGUGGAGUUUAAGGACCUGUCAUUCCACAUGCAAUCCUCAGGGGACCUGACAGCCACUGAGCAGGAUGAAAUCUGUGACUUUUUGCACCAACGUAUCCAAGCCCGAGAAAGGGAGGCUCUGGCCCAGUUACGGGCCACUUUCCAAGCCUUCCAAAGGGUAGCGUUCCCCAACUGUGGGCCCUGCAUGGAGUGUGCAGAUGAAGGAAGGAGUGAACAACUGAAGAUCCUGCUCAGCCGUUACUUUGAGGAGGGGACAGCAGCACUUUUUGAGGGUCCAUUCAGGGAAGACAGUGAGCAGGACCAUGACUUUGGUCAGGCCAGACUCCAGGACUGGGAGAGUUCCAUAUGCUCUGACAUUCGCCAUUUGCUAUCCAUCCGGCAGGAGGAAAAGUUCUCAGGCAGAGCUGUUGCCAGGAUCUUUCAUGGCAUUGGAAGCCCCUGUUACCCAGCAGAGGUGUAUGGGCAGGACCGGCGAUUCUGGAGGAAAUACCUGCAUGUGAGCUUCCCCAGCCUCCUCUGCCUAGCCACAAGAGAGAUUCUUGCCUGGAAGCAAGCCUGAAAGGGCCUCAUCCCAUCACUCCCAUCAGACAGUUGCUGCCAUCCUCAUCGAGGAAAACUGUUGGCCCAU